AGCUUAGACAAUACUCUUCCUGCCUUUUCACGCACCAAACGCCCCGAAUUUUUCGAUAAAUCUUUAUGACUACGCACUUAUAUUUGAUUCAAUUCCAGUGGAAGCUGACGCAGGUUAUCUUUUGACCUUUUGAUAUCUGAAUAAUUGAUACGCAUUAAUGUUUCUAUCAUAGCAAAGAACGGAGCUUUGAUUAGAAAUUCAGAAUUUACGGUGUUUCUCCCGAAGAUUUCAGGUUUUGGGGGACUUGGGGUUUCUUUUUAUCUGUAUUGAAAUAAGAAAACCCGUGUCUGAAUAUUUUCAACAGUAAUGGCAUCAAAUUAACCACAGAAUCAAAGAUGACAAGGUUUCUGGGUGGUUUUGCAUUGCCUCUGCUGCUCUUGACAGCUGGGUUGCUGAAUUGGAGUUUGAUUUCCCUCAUUAAUGUGGUGGCUUCUAUUCUAUUUCGUUAUACUGCCCCCAAAAGAGGUUUUCCAUUAAGGGGACGAGUUUUAUCUUUAUGGUUUGUUCUUGUGUAUGCAGUUCUUGUAAUUGUUUUGCAAGUGGUUUUUCUUAUUGUAUGGGCCAUUCUGGAUUCACAACGGAUCUUUGCAGAUGUCUGGUGGAUAAAGCUUAUUGGAUUUAUGAAGGUCCAAUCCUCAAGACCUCCAACAGUAAUCUAUUUUUUGAUUGUAGAAAUAUUAGUGGCACUUGUAGCUUUCAUUGAAAUCCGUGGAAAGAAAUUUGGUUUUCUAGAAUCGCACGAUUCAUAUUGGAGCUAUUUCUCAUCAGUUGUUGGACGUAUAGGUUACCGCCUGAGGUUAGCUUCUUGCUUAGUGCUGCCUGCCGUGCAGUUGGUUGUGGGAAUCAGUAAUCCAUCUUGGCUUUCAUUACCCUUUUUCAUUUGCAGCUGUGUUGGUCUUGUCGAUUGGUCUUUAACCAGCAACUUUCUAGGACUUUUCCGGUGGUGGAAGCUGCUCUUUAUAUAUGCUGGUUUUAGCAUUUGCCUACUUUAUACGUAUCAGCUUCCUAUUGGGUUCCUGCAGAAUUUCCAUGCGAUAGCCGAUUUUGUUGGUCUGUACAAAAUAUCUGCUAAAUCUGACUGGCAGCAAAGUUGUUCUGCCAUUUCUCUGGUGGCGUUCUUCUAUAUGCUGUCUGGUGUAAAACAUGAUUUGGAGCAAAUGGAAUUUAUUAUGUCCGUGAGAGAAGGCAGCCUGACUGAGCAACUUCUUCCUUCAAGUAAAUCCUUUUUCGUACGGACCCUGAGGUCUGGCGUAAGGCAUACCAAUGUGUUAUUAAGGGGAACAGUUUUCAGGAUUUUUAGUAUCAACUGGUUCACAUAUGGUUUCCCGAUAUCCUUGUUUGCCCUUUCCUAUUGGAGUUUCCAAUUUGCAAGUAUAUGUGCAUUUGGGUUACUUGCGUACGUUGGAUAUGUUCUAUAUGAUUUUCCGUCCUUGUUUCGUCUGCACCGAUUGAAUGGGCUACUUCUCGUCUUCAUUCUCUUGUGGGCUGUGAGCACAUAUAUCUUCAACGUGGCUUUUGCAUACCUGAACUGGAAACUUGGGAAGGAUAUGGAGAUCUGGGAGAUGGUUGGAUUGUGGCAUUAUCCCAUCCCUGGGUUCUUUCUUCUAGCACAGUUUUGUCUUGGAAUUCUUGUAGCUCUUGGUAAUCUUGUGAACAGUUCUGUUAUCCUAUGUGUAUCAAAUGAGGAGAGACGAUUCUCAAAUGAGAACGAAACAGAGGAAGUGAAAGAAGAUGCAAUAGUCUUGGUAGUGGCUACAAUUGCUUGGGGACUGCGCAAAUGUUCUCGGCCUAUUAUGCUUUUGCUGAUAUUCCUCAUCUCGAUGAAACCUGGUUUCAUCCAUGCUGUGUAUGUGGUAUUCUUUUUAAUGUACGUUUUGAGCCAUAAUAUCAGUAAAAGGAUGCGCCAAUCCCUUAUUCUUCUGUGUGAGGCUCAUUUUGCGAUUUUAUACAUUUGUCAACUUAAUCUGGUAUCAAGAAGGUUGGAGCAAAAAGGCUCUCUAAGUAUGGAAGUUCUUUCACAGUUAGGGCUCGUUGAAAGUAAUAGUUCUUGGGACUUCACUGAAAUAGCUCUGCUUGCUUGCUUCUGUGCGAUUCAUAACCAUGGCUUUGAACUGUUGUUCUCUUUUUCUGCAAUAGUGCAGCAUACACCUUGCCUUCCAAUUGGAUUUAGCAUUCUGAAAGCUGGUUUGAACAAAUCAGUUCUUUUGUCAGUUUAUGCGGCCUCCAACAUCAGGGACAAUUCUGAAAAUCCUUCUCACGAGAGAAAGGUAGCCUUGUAUCUCAGUUCAAUUGGAAAGAAGUUCUUGUGCAUGUACAGAUCAUAUGGAACCUACAUUGCUUUUCUGACCAUUCUUCUUGCGGUUUACCUUGUGAGACCUAAUUACAUAUCAUUUGGUUAUAUUUUCCUUCUCCUUGUGUGGAUCAUCGGUAGACAACUUGUUGAGAGGACUAAACGGCGCUUAUGGUUUCCACUAAAAGCAUACACAAUCUCAGUGUUCAUGUUCAUUUAUAGUCUAAGCAUUUUUCCCACAUUUGAGACAUGGAUGUCCAGAAAAGUUGAUCUUGAUAUAUGCUUCGGCUAUAAUACUGAAGCUUCUUUGUUGGAAAAUCUUUGGGAGUCUCUAGCAAUCAUGAUUGUCAUGCAACUUUAUAGCUAUGAGAGAAGACAAAGCAAACAUAUAAAAUCAGAAGAUCCGGAUCCGUUGGAAAUUGGAAUUUGUGGAUUCAUUAAACGGAUUCUGAUUUGGCACAGUCAAAAGAUUUUGUUUGUCGUGUUGUUCUAUGCAUCAUUAUCUCCAAUAAGUGCAUUUGGGUUUUUGUAUCUUCUCGGUCUGGUUAUCUGCUCUGCUUUACCUAAAGCAUCCAGAAUCCCAUCCAAAUCAUUCUUAAUUUACACAGGAAUUUUGAUAGCAGCAGAGUACCUAUUUCAGCUAUGGGGCAAACAAGCUAAAAUGUUUCCUGGGCAAAAACAUUAUGAUUUGUCCCUUUUGCUUGGUUUACAGGUAUAUAAACCUAACUUUUGGGGUCUAGAAGCAGGCUUGAGGGCAAAAGUGCUGGUAGUUGCUGCAUGUACCCUUCAGUACAAUGUUUUUCGUUGGUUGGAGAAAAUUCCUAGUUCUAUUUUGAAUGAAGGUAGAUCAGGGGAACCUUGCCCUUUAUUUGUCUCAGCAGAAGAUGAUUUCCCUGUUGUUUCGACUUCCGGUGGGGAUAACAACAUAUUAACGGACUCCAGUAAAUUGUCUGUGGAAAGAAUGGGAGUGACAAGCAAUUCAUGGCCAUCUUUCAGGCCUGAUCUUCAUCAAUCAUCCGAAGUGUCCUCUGGUAGAGGAGGUACUAGGGAUGCCAGUGCUAGAAAACAUUUUUUUGGUUAUAUCUGGGGAAGCCUGAGGGAGAGUCACAAGUGGAAUAAGAAAAGGAUUAUCUUCUUGAGACAGGAGAGAUUUGAGUUGCAGAAGAUGACCUUAAAAGUCUAUUUGAAAUUUUGGAUGGAGAACAUGUUCAACCUCUUUGGCCUUGAGAUCAAUAUGAUAGCAUUACUUCUUGCCAGUUUUGCUUUGUUAAAUGCUCUUUCUAUGUUCUAUAUUGGAUUUCUUGCUGCUUGUGUUCUAUUGGCUAGGCCUAUAAUACUCAGACUAUGGCCAGUAUUUGUCUUUCUGUUUGCUUCUAUUCUUCUCAUUGAAUACUUCGCCAUGUGGAAGAACAUUAUGCCUUCGGGUCAACACAUCUCAACCAAGACCAAUGCGCAUUGUCAUGAUUGCUGGAGAAGCUCAAAUCUAUAUUUCCACUUUUGCACGAAUUGUUGGCUGGGGCUUAUUGUUGAUGAUCCUCGAACGCUGAUUAGUUAUUAUGUGGUCUUCAUGCUCGCAUGUUUUAAACUUCGUGCAGAUCGUGCCUCAAGUUUUUCAGGGUCAUUUACAUAUCGCCAGAUGGUUUCACAGCGUAAAAAUGCGUUUGUUUGGCGAGAUCUUUCAUUUGAAACAAAAAGCAUGUGGACUUUUCUCGACUACGUGAGGCUUUACUGUUAUUGUCAUCUAUUGGAUCUGGUACUUGCUUUGAUUUUGAUUACGGGGACCCUUGAGUAUGACAUUCUGCACCUCGGUUACCUUGGUUUUGCUCUUAUUUUCUUCCGAAUGAGGCUUACGAUACUAAAGAAGAAAAAUAAGAUCUUCAAGUACCUGCGAAUGUACAAUUUUGCAGUUAUAGUUCUAUCUCUUGCUUAUCAGUCUCCCUUUGUAGGUGAUUUUAAUGCAGGGAAGUGUGAAACAAUUGAUUAUAUUUAUGAGGUGAUCGGGUUUUAUAAAUAUGAUUAUGGGUUUCGUAUUACGUCAAGAUCUGCUUUGGUUGAGAUCGUCAUUUUUGUUCUGGUAUCACUUCAGUCAUAUAUGUUCUCAUCCUCGGAGUUUGAUUAUGUCUUUCGAUAUCUUGAGGCUGAGCAAAUUGGUGCAAUUGUACGUGAGCAAGAGAAGAAAGCUGCUUGGAAGACUGAACAGUUGCGGCAUAUUCGCGAAUCUGAGGAGAACAAACGUCAGCGUAACUUACAAGUAGAGAAAAUGAAAUCUGAGAUGCUCAACCUACGAAUCCAGCUUCAUGGUACGAAUUCAACUGAUUUCUGUGGUGAUACUUCUCCUGCUAGCGAGGGCUUGAGAAGGAGGAAGCAUACUUCAUUUAAUCUACACUUGGACACCGACAACCUUGAGAAACAGGAUGGAAAUAUCUAUUCUGAUUCAGUUUUCCCGUUUCAUUUGAAUGAUUCUCCUGGUAGUGCAAGAACAGAAAGUCCGAUUGCAGCAGACUUAACAAAGCCUCCAAUGUAUACCUCUAUUUGUGAGAUCACAGAACUUGAGGAGGAUGCAAAUGAUAAAGCCUUUACUGAUUCAUACACGGCAAAGAAACGCAAAGGCCAAUCACGGGAAAACCCAUUAGUUUCUGCUGUGCAGUUGAUAGGAGACAGCGUCUCCCAAGUACAGUCAAUUGGAAAUCAGGCAGUUAACAAUCUUGUCAGCUUCUUGAACAUUCCACACGAAGAUUCAGAUUCAAAUGAUCCCUCGUUUGUGGAAGAUGGAGUAUGUAAUGUGAGCGAAAGCCUAGACAUUACAGAUGCGCACGUAUAUCGUUCAUCUUCUUUGCAGUCUGACAAAAGUAGAAUGUCGGAUUCUGCUAGGCUACGGAUUGGGCUGAUUGUCCACCAUAUAUGGUCCCAGAUGCGAUCCAACAACGAUGUAGUGUGUUACUGUUGCUUUCUUCUGGUUUUUCUUUGGAAUUUCAGUUUACUUUCUAUGGUAUACUUGGCGGCUCUUUUUCUCUAUGCUCUCUGUGUAAAUUCUGGGCCCAACUACAUCUUCUGGGUUACCAUGCUAAUCUACACAGAAAUUUAUAUUUUGAUUCAGUAUCUGUAUCAAAUCAUUAUCCAGCAUUGUGGUUUCAGCAUCCAGUCAGGCCUUCUUCGUGAAUUGGGGUUUCCUACAAAAAAGAUAACAUCAUCGUUUGUUAUCAGCUUGCUACCUUUAUUUUUGGUGUACUUAUUUACUUUAAUACAGAGUUCAAUAACUGCAAAAGAUGGCGAAUGGUUUUUAGACGGAUUUAGUAAUGGUAAAGGGGGGUUAAGGGAUCGAAAGGAGGUUCACGCAGAUUCCAGCUGGAGUGAUAAAGCAAAGAAACCUGUCCAGUUAAUUGAUUAUAUGGUGAGAAUGGUGGUCAGAAGCUGUUCUAGAUACUGGAAAUCAUUGACACAAGAAGCUGAAUCUCCUCCAUACUUCGUACAAUUGUCCAUGGAUGUCCAUGCAUGGCCAGAGGAUGGAAUCCAACCAGAGAGGAUUGAAUCUGGAAUAAAUCAGCUGCUGCGACUUGUACAUGAUGAAAGAUGCACAAAUGAAAGCCCUAAUCAUUGUCCUUGUGCCAGCAAGGUCCAAAUUCAAAGCAUUGAAAAAAGUAAAACCCCAAAUGUGGCCUUGGCUGUUUUCGAGGUGGUCUAUGCCUCCUCUUUAACAGAAUGUUCUCGAGCAGAAAAAUACAACUCUCUAACUCCAGCAGCUGACGUAGCAAGAGAGAUCCUUAAAGCAAAAUGCAUGGGCCUUGCUGAAGAAGUCGGAUUUCCAUACUCCAUACUUUCUGUAAUUGGAGGUGGCAAAAGAGAAAUUGACCUUUAUGCAUACAUCUUUGGUGCCGAUCUAGCUGUUUUCUUCUUGGUUGCAAUUUUCUACCAAUCUGUUAUUAAAAAUAAAAGUGAAUUUCUUGAGGUUUAUCAGCUUGAGGAUCAAUUCCCAAAGGAGUUUGUAUUUAUUCUGAUGAUAAUCUUCUUCUUGAUUGUGGUUGAUCGCAUCAUGUACCUAUGUUCGUUUGCAACUGGAAAAGUGAUCUUUUACCUUUUCAACCUCAUACUUUUUACAUAUGCUAUCACUGAGUAUGCUUGGCAUUUGGAAACACAGAACGCAGCUGGGUUGGCACUUCGUUUAAUAUAUCUAACUAAAGCUGGUUCUUUGGCACUACAAGCCAUGCAAAUCAGAUAUGGCGUUCCCCAUAAAAGUACUUUGUAUCGCCAGUUCCUAACCAGUGAAGUUUCUCGGGUCAAUUAUCUUGGCUAUAGACUCUAUCGUGCUCUGCCUUUUCUAUAUGAAUUGCGAUGUGUACUUGAUUGGUCAUGCACAACUACGUCGUUGACAAUGUAUGACUGGCUGAAGUUGGAGGACAUAAAUGCAAGCUUGUACCUUGUCAAAUGCGAUAAUCUUCUGAAUAGAGCUUCACACAAACAUGGAGAGAAGCAGACAAAGAUGACAAAGUUUUGCAAUGGCAUAUGUCUAUUCUUUGUAUUAAUCUGUGUUAUUUGGGCUCCCAUGCUGAUGUACAGCAGUGGUAAUCCAACAAACAUAGCCAAUCCAAUCAACGAUGCUAGUGUUCAGUUUGAUAUCAGAACAGGGGGUGGAAGGUUGACGCUGUACCAGACAACUCUUUGUGAAAAACUUUCAUGGGUUCAGCUCAACGCAAACUUUGAUCUUGAUCUCCAUGUUUAUUUGGAUUCAUAUAAUGUGAAUGACAUUCAACUGAUUUGCUGUCAAGCUGAUGCAAGUACCCUGUGGCUUGUCCCUGAUUUGGUCCAGAGACGGUUUAUCCAGUCUCUAAAUAGCAGCAUGGACAUGAGAUUCUCUUGGGUUCUUACAAGAGACAGGCCAAAAGGCAAGGAAACCGUGAAAUAUGAAAGAAGUGUUGAUCCAUCAGAUCUUCCUGAGCCAUCAGAAGUUGAACUGGUUCUGAAUGGUUCCAUUAGCAGCUUUAGGGUUCAUAAUAUUCUUCCAAGGUAUUUCCGUGUUACUGGUUCUGGAGAAGUUAGGGCAUUCGAGCAAGCGGCAAAUGAUGUCAGUGCGGACCUGGUUUUACACCAUGAGGGUUCUGGAUGGUGGUCGUUCUACGAUAUCAAUUCUUUUCCUGUCAAUGGCUGCGAAUCAUUCUCCGGUCCCAUGGCUAUAUUUGUGUCGGAGGAAACCCCUCAAGGAUUUCUUGGUGAGACUCUCAGCAAAUUCAGCAUUUGGGGUCUCUACAUCACAUUUGUACUAGCAGUUGGCAGGUUUAUCAGACUGCAGUGUUCUGACUUACGAAUGAGAAUACCAUAUGAGAAUCUUCCUACGUGUGACAGGUUGAUAGCCAUCUGCGAGGAUAUAUAUGCUGCAAGAGCAGAAGGUGAGCUUGGAGUUGAAGAGGUCCUUUACUGGACAUUGGUGAAGAUAUACAGAUCGCCACAUAUGUUGCUCGAGUACACCAAUCCCGACUAGUCUCGUUAAAUAGAAGCCCUUCUUGCAUGGAUGGACAAAUUGCUGACAAUAGGAUCGACUAACAUCCAUCUGAAGAUAGAGAUAUACUAACAGUGUUCUAUCGGUUUUUCACUCCUGUAGUUUUCAGUGAGAAGCCUCUCGGCUUGUAUUUUUUCUAUGUCAAGAAGUAUCUCUAAAGCAAGUAUGGACGUCUGUUGGAAUUUAUUUAUUUCCGAUUGCAUUUUUGAGGCACUGGAAAUGUGUAAAUAUCAUCUGAGAGAAUACUGCAUACAGCCUUCUGAUGCAAAGUGUAAAAAGAUGCUAAUCUCCUAAGUCUCUUGUUCAUUUUCACUUACAAAACUUGAGAGUGGUGGUAACCAUAUCCAUAUGUAGAUGGAGUUGAAAAUUCUCCGAUAUCAAUUGAAGCAUAACAAUUUUUAUUUUUA
Molecule: messenger RNA, 8188 nt
Organism: Olea europaea var. sylvestris
Lineage: Eukaryota; Viridiplantae; Streptophyta; Magnoliopsida; Lamiales; Oleaceae
Product: piezo-type mechanosensitive ion channel homolog
Exons: 21
Coding region: 336-7763 (2475 amino acids)
Source: RefSeq, a predicted model, not a curated record